Molecule: messenger RNA, 2520 nt
Organism: Varanus komodoensis (Komodo dragon)
Lineage: Eukaryota; Metazoa; Chordata; Lepidosauria; Squamata; Varanidae
Gene: MAEA
Product: macrophage erythroblast attacher, E3 ubiquitin ligase
Exons: 9
Coding region: 57-1247 (396 amino acids)
Biological process (GO): proteasome-mediated ubiquitin-dependent protein catabolic process
Cellular component (GO): nucleus; cytoplasm; GID complex
Molecular function (GO): ubiquitin protein ligase activity; protein binding
Source: RefSeq, a predicted model, not a curated record
UGUGCGAGACGGCAGCCGGGAAGCGGCCGGGCGGCGGCGCCGGCGCCCGGGCCAAGAUGGCGGUGCAGGAGUCGGCGGCCCAGCUCUCCAUGACGCUGAAGGUGCAGGAGUACCCCACGCUCAAGGUGCCCUAUGAAACGCUGAACAAACGGUUCCGGGCUGCACAGAAAAACAUUGACCGCGAGACUAGCCACGUCACCAUGGUGGUAGCAGAGCUGGAGAAGACUCUGAGCGGCUGUCCAGCUGUGGAUUCCGUGGUUAGCCUCCUCGACGGCGUAGUUGAAAAACUCAGCGUCCUGAAGCGAAAGGCAGUGGAGUCUAUCCAAGCCGAAGAUGAGAGCGCAAAGUUGUGCAAGCGCAGGAUCGAGCAUCUUAAAGAGCAUAGCAGUGACCAACCAGCUGCCGCAAACAUGUGGAAAAAAAAGCGCAUGGAUCGCAUGAUGGUGGAACAUCUCUUGCGGUGCGGCUACUACAACACAGCUGUAAAAUUAGCCCGGCAAAGUGGCAUUGAGGACUUGGUAAAUAUUGAGAUGUUCUUGACUGCCAAAGAAGUAGAAGAAUCCUUGGAAAGACAAGAAACAAUGACUUGUUUAGCUUGGUGUCAUGAUAACAAAUCUAGGCUCAGAAAGAUGAAGAGCUGUCUGGAGUUCAGCCUAAGGAUUCAAGAGUUCAUUGAGCUAAUUCGACAGAACAAGAGACUGGAUGCUGUGAGGCACGCGAGGAAACAUUUCAGCCAGGCCGAAGGCAGCCAGCUGGACGAAGUGCGGCAGGUGAUGGGAAUGCUGGCCUUCCCUUCAGACACACACAUCUCGCCAUACAAGGACCUUCUGGACCCCGCCCGAUGGAGGAUGCUCAUCCAGCAGUUCCGAUACGACAACUACCGGCUGCAUCAGCUGGGGAACAACUCCGUCUUCACUAUAACACUGCAGGCUGGGCUUUCAGCUAUAAAAACACCACAAUGUUACAAGGAGGACGGCAGUUCAAAGAACCCCGACUGCCCCGUGUGUAGCAAGUCGCUAAAUAAGCUGGCCCAGCCGCUGCCGAUGGCCCACUGCGCCAACUCGCGCCUGGUCUGCAAGAUUUCGGGAGAUGUGAUGAACGAGAAUAAUCCUCCAAUGAUGCUUCCCAACGGCUACGUGUAUGGAUACAAUUCUUUGCUUUCUGUUCGUCAGGAUGACAAAGUAGUUUGUCCAAGAACCAAAGAGGUCUUCAACUUCUCACAAGCUGAGAAGGUCUACAUUAUGUAACUCCCUCAUAGACACAGCAAAGUGCCGCUGGAAUUUGGUACAAUAUAUUCUGGCUUGCCUGUAGCGAGAGAUCGUAAAUGUGGGAAAGAGAGCUGUCACUUUGGGUGGGGUGGGGGUCAGAUUUGUUGGUGGCAUUUUUUCUUGCGACCAAAGAUCAGUGAGCACCAAUACGCAGUCUUAGAAAGUGAGGGUGUGUGACUAAAAGGUUGUACUUGGAGGGAACAAAUUUUGAAUGUUUGGAUUUUGUAAUAGUAAUUGGACUCUUCUCAAAUACUCAUCCAGAAAAAGAACCUUACUCAAAUGGACCGUUUUGCUUGAGGACAAAAAGUUGCAAUGGAUCUCAAAGGUGCCACUUCACACUUCCAGACCUGUUUUCAGUAUCAUCAGUGUGUAACCAUGUGUGGAACAGGUGUUGUUUGAAGGGGCCAAAUAUGCUAAACUGUUCUACAUGCACCACGGAGCUAGGUCAUCAGAUCUUCCGAUUGUGUGCAGGGUAUUGUGUGCGUGCGUGCGCGUGUGUGGACCGAAAGGGAGCACCCGUGCGCGCCUCCUGUCGAGAGGCUUUUGUCGCCAUGGGACACACAAGCUGGAAACACGUUUGCUACGUCCAAGAGUGAUGUGGGGCCUCACUGCGCUUCCUUGCUGUGCCAGCAAUCGGCCGAGACCCUUUUGUUUGGUAUCCUCUUACACUCUGCCCUCAGAGCAAUCCCAGGGGCCAUUGUCACGCCUUCUGCGGAACAGAUGCUUGGUGACCCCUAACAUGAGACUUGACUUCACUGGAGGAAUUACGAGUUCCUUUGAAAGGAAAUGCAAGCAUUACUUCUCAUCUCCGAAAGUCCUCUACUCUUUAAGAAUCUUAGGAAGACCACAUAAAUACAAGGAACUGGAAAUGGGACAGGCAUAACAUGCUGCCCGUAUGCCUGUUCUUCCUCCAGUUGACCAUAGUGGUAAGAUCCUUCAUUUAUUAGUUACUAUGUGCAUAGGAUUCAAUAUCAAACCAUUAGUGCUACUGCCUUAUUUCUUGCUUUGAGAAUGUACUCACAUAAAAUUCAGCUGGUAACCUUAAGUGUUGGGCAAGUUUUGAAGAUGCCUUGCAAGAUAAUUAUGUAAUUUUAGGGUAUUCAUUACAGCAGAGAUUAGUUCAGUUUUGACAGCUACAAAUCACAUCUUUAUCACUCUCCAAACAAAACUCAUUGUAGUUUAUAGAAGUUUGUAUUUAGCCUUUAUUUUUGCAUGUUGAUGUUGAUUAGCUAAAUAAAGACUGUAAACUGAA